Molecule: messenger RNA, 4563 nt
Organism: Drosophila elegans
Lineage: Eukaryota; Metazoa; Arthropoda; Insecta; Diptera; Drosophilidae
Exons: 1
Source: RefSeq, a predicted model, not a curated record
UAACUUGACUUAAGCCUUCAGGGUCUUAUUCAGCCAAGUACAACAAUCGAUUGGGGACCCCUCCUCCUUCUAUUUCACUUAUUUUGCUUCGCCGCUCAGAUAUUCCAUGCACAUAUUGCAAUAUUGAAUGCUCGGCUUGCGGCGGUACAAGGAGAAGGGAAUUGACGCGGAAUGAGAGGAAGGACACGCCUCUUCUGUGCCUAGGAUGUGGGGAUGGGGGAUGUAAGGGAUGGUGGUGCACAUACAGCACGCGCACAUUCCACACAGAAAAGCGAGCUGAACUAUAAGGGAAAAUAGAAUAAAACUCACAAUGACAAGCAAAGGAUUUCAAUCGUUAUGCGACUCGGGUAAUGCGGCUUCCAUAUAUAUAUAUAUCCUCUGAUCCAUAUGCAUUAUGCUUCAUUAUGACGGGGCAAGGCCAGUAAUCGACUGGACAGGCAUUGCGCAUACGCCGCGUUGAACGAGUGCCCAACGAUGCGAAAUCAGAGCAGCUGGAACAAAAAAUCACUGCCGCAAAUCGAAUAAAACAGCAGCAAACCCUAUUACACUUUUUAAGACUGCACUUAAUUGUGGCGGCAAAUUAAAUUUUGCAGAAAUGGGUCAAGAGAUUAAAGAAGCAUAUGUCGAACAAUAGCCUGAAUACGCUCUGUGGUCCAGUCCAAUUAGGGGACCAACUCGAUAAACACACCGGAAAAGAUAUUGCAUAUCUAUAUACUAUCUACUAUCGCCUUAUCAUAAGCAAUUGGCCAGCCUCCAAGUGAACCAUUCCUCUAUUUUCCUUUCUUUUUCCCUGGGUUUUCCCUUUGUGAUUUAUGUCUUCGUCAUUGGCUAACAGAAAGCAGUGGGUUGAGGCUGGCUUUUACGCAGUUUUGCUGAACUGACAGCGGCGGCAACAGUUUCCGCUCUUAUUUAUGGCUCCAAGGUUUCCCAUUUGGGCAUUGCAUAACUUAGUCCGAGAAAACCCGAUAAGUGGUUGGUCAUUCACUUGAGGGAUGGCUUCUUUAAGUGGCUCACUCACAGUUCCUGAGGAAUUACCAAAACCUCUCCCUAGUAGAAAUCAUAAAUUUCGAUCUUCAUCCAUUAUUUGGUACGCAUUCAUAUCGACAUUCUGCUGUUUUUUAAACCAUUCUUUUCAGCCAACUUUUUUUUGCCUUACAACCAGAUUUCUCCCGUGAAAAGUUUUAAUUAUAAAAGUUUGGUGCAAACGCUGCGGCAAGCACAUAGAACAAGAAAUACGACAUGCCGCAAUGCCAGAAAUCAGCAGAAGGAGUGAAUUGAAUUUUCUACAGCGGAAUCUGACCUCAAUUCUCUAGACAUCUUCAUCAUAAAUCCGAGGGGUAAACAAGACCGGUAAAAACUAAUUAAUUGGCCUUACUGGCGCUGGCGAUCCAUUGCAGAAGUUUCCAGAAGAUAAACACUGCACAGAAUUAUGAAACUUUGCUUGUAGUAAACUAAACUAUUGAUUUUUCAAUGAAAUUGAAAUGCGUUCAAUUCCAGCGCUGUAUUGUAAGGAAAAACCUAAAAACAUUUAUACAAAACACCGGACCUUUUGAAACAUAUUUGCCCAUAAAUUGCUGCAUUAUUUUCCCAUCUGAAUUUUGUAGAAUAGUCCACACAAUUUUCCCUUUUCAAAAUUUUCAUGGAGUCAUUGCGUUAUACUUUUCGAACAAGUGAAUGACAAAACAACGAAAAGCGCACAUGGCACUUAUGUAAAUUGCAGUCUGCCUGGGAAAAGCGAAAAGUGGGGUUUUUGGGCUGGGGAAAACAACCAGCGAAGGAAAAUCAACGACAACUGCAAUCGCAACUGCAAUGGGAGAAGUGCAAGUGUGGCAAAAAGGGCAGGGGAUUUGGGUGUUUUGUGUGCUUGCCUCCAAGCUUGACACUUCGCCCCACUCUGAAGUUCCCUUGAUCCCCAAUGCUAUGAUGCGAAAAUUGCAUUGUCAGCUUAGGAUGGCGUCAACGGUUGCAGUUGCUCCAUUAGUUCGUUCACUCUUUUCUGGCGAAUUGGCCAUUUUAAUUGCUGAAGCCAUUAAUUGGAGUACUAUGAAGUAUGUACAAUAUUCUCCCUCUACUUGCUCUACUAAUUGGAUUGAGAUUUUGUUGGCAUCGAGCCGAGAUUUAUCCAGUUUUAAAGAGUCUAAAUCGGAUCCAGACAAGCAAAGCUGAAGGUCCAAUAAUUAAAGACCAUGGCAACACCAUUCCUUGUCAUUCUGAGCCCUCCAUCUCCUCUUCCCUUCGUUUUGCCGCCUCACAAUGGGCCUGCAUUUAAAGAUAAUGCUUGUAGGAAAUUUAUUACAUUUGCCCCACAGCGAAAGCGAAAAGAAAGUAAAGCUAAAUGCGUGUAUAAAGCAGAAAUAAAUAAUACCCGGCUGAAGGCACCUGCUGAGCUUCCCUUUCCCAUCCCUCUUUCCAGUUGUUGCCAAAGAAUCUCCGCCAUCAUCAUUUUCAUCAGUAAGCCCCAACCAGGCAUUCUUGUUUUUUGGGUAGCUACGACAGUAGUAGAGUUAACUUUUUCUUUUAUAUUAACAUGGCAAGUAUAAACUUAUAACAUUUCGAGCAAUUUAAUUUUGUGCGUCCGAAAUACUCUGCAGAUUUUACUUUACUGAUUUAGCUAGAUUUUAGAAAGAUAUUUUGAGGAAUUGUCAUUUAGUAUAAGAAAGAUUCCUUUUCAAUAUUUGUCACUUAACUUUAAAAAAGCAUUGCAUAUUUUUUGGGACGAUCAAGUUAAAAAUUCGACAGAUAAACAAAAAAUCGUAUGUUUCUUUUUGUUGGUCCUGAACUUUGAGACAAAAUAUAUUUGUAAAAUACUGUUGAAGCUACCCUCGCCAUUUAGCAAAUGCCACACUCUGUCACAGGCGCAACAGCCAGCAAAGUAAUGCCGAGAAAAGUACACAUUUGACAAAUUACCAGCGAGCAGGUAAACAGAAAGCGGAUAAGCCCAGCCCUGUAAAACGAGACAGGAAAAGAACCACAAGCAGGAAAUUGGGGAGCAGCAGGGAUGCAGGACCAUCUACAUAAUCAUGGCCAUGUGUGGCUAUUAAUAAAAGAUGAACGCAACAUUAAACGCCUGCAUAAAUGUGAGUCAUCCAUCCAUCGACACGAUUGCCAUCCUCCUCGCUUUAUUUACGAUUUGGCCAUGUGACAUUUGACUUUUCAUGCCUGGCAGAUUUCUAUUUUCAUACCGCAUUUAAGUUUUUAUUUUUCGUCCGCUCAUCCCCUGGCUUUGCGUUUCUUUACUUACUUUCUGUGUUUUUUAUUUGCUUUUAUUUUCAAUUAGAGUGAGCUGCACAAACAUAAAUAUCUGGCGAAAGUGUGCUAUUAAAUAUUCAUGGGAAAUGCAGAGAAGGGGAAACCAAGCCGAGGCAAAAUGCCGAGCCUAAAUUAUUCAGAGUGAGAAUUGAUGAACAAACUGGCCAACAGAGAUUGAAACUCUUUGCACCGCUGCCAAUUGGGCCAAUCAACAAAGUCGAGCAGGAUGGGAGCUUGGUAAUUCAUUUCGAAAUCCGUUUGCUCACAAAGCCGGCAAAAAUAAACCAACUUCGAUUAUAAAGUCUGACCUUUUUGCUGGAGCUGCUCGAACUAAGCUUUGUUUAAGUACGAUAAUUACAUGUACUUUCCACAGGAAUCUCGUUGGUAAUUGCACGCCACCACAACUAAUAGUUGCCACCGUUUGGACAUAAUCAUACUUGCAUAAUUAAGCUCGUUGUCCGAAAUCCCCAUGUCUAAACCACUUAAUAUGAUUGCCUAACGACUUUCGCAGCUACCGAGGCUUAAGCAUUAAAGGAAACGAGCACCUAAGCCAUAUCCAUUUAACAGGACGACAGCGAUAAGCUCCCAAAUACGACAAAGAAACAUAAUCGUCAAAGCAAGUCGAGUGCCGUAAAAAUAUUACGACUUGGCAGCUAAGCUUUAAAAAGGUGAGAGAUUGAACACUUGAACAAUUUAAGUAGAAUUAGGAGAUUGUUUUUGGUCCCACUCCCAGGGAAGUCUCACCUAAUAAAGAUGAGCAAGGUUAAUUAGACCAAAAGUUGACGGCACUGUCUAAAAAUAGAAAAGCGGAAAGAAAAAUACCGUUCUGCAUGCAACUGACAGGUGGAACGACAGGCAUGUUUACUAAAGUAUACCCAUCUCAUCGAAACCUUUUUCAUUCCGUUCUGGUUUUUGGAUUGGCAAGACAUCUCGCAUUUGCAGGAACACGCUCACCUGCGGCGAAUGCCAAUUGUGGCCACUCUGGAUUCCAUUCUGAUGCCCACAACAAAGGGUAUUGGUUUUUUGAUGGAAACGAGUGCGGAGAAUAAACCAUAGCAAUGCUAAAUAAACAUUUCAAUACGAUUCCUUCUCUACCCUCUUAUGUAUUUGGAAAUGGAGCCAAAAAUCAUUUUAACAACGAAUUUGUAAUACUGUUUUAAUUUUAUGACUAUCAGUCAUCAGAUUUGCAAAUCCAUACUCUGAUCAUUUUAUUCUAAGAAAACCUUAUCUCUAUAUUAAUUUGUUUUAUACAAAUUGUUUGAUGUAGUCAAAUUUAACUACAUUAAAACAAUUUUUAAAAAGUAAUUUUGCAUA